Messenger RNA from Scleropages formosus (Asian bonytongue), 2074 nucleotides. RefSeq names its product tripartite motif-containing protein 14-like. Bases 1 to 1875 code for a protein of 624 amino acids. Lineage: Eukaryota; Metazoa; Chordata; Actinopteri; Osteoglossiformes; Osteoglossidae. Gene Ontology annotation, molecular function: protein binding; zinc ion binding. The record is from RefSeq and is a predicted model, not a curated record. The transcript is spliced from 8 exons.
AUGAUUCUUGCAGAGAACAUCACCUUUGAUGAGACGACUGCUUGCGGGAAUCUGAAGACGUCGGCCGACAAGACCACCCUCCACUGUACCCCGUCAGGCCCACAGAAGCAGUACCCAAAACAGAGAGAAGAGGCUGCAGCCACCAUCCUGGCCACCCAGUUCUUCACCAGUGGGUGCCAUUACUGGGAGGUGGAGGUGAAGAACCUAACAGGCUGGACAGUAGGAGUCGUGGACCAAGGCUGGAAGAAGAGAAGAAGAGAAGAAGCUCUGGGUCAAGACAAAUCAUCCUGGGCCCUGCAGUUAGAUGACGGCAUGCUGGUUGCGAUGCACGACGAUGAAAUCGAAAUACUCAGAGAACAGAACCAUGCAGAGCGACUGGGCAUCUUCCUGGACUUCAGCAAAGGGAUCCUUAGGUUCUUCAACGUGGACACUGGGUGUGUCCUACAUACGUUCUUUGCCAAGUUUAAGAUGCCUGUCUAUCCUGCCUUCAGCAUCAAGAAUGAGAACACCAACAUUGUGUCUUUGAUGCUCUGUAAGCUUGUGCCAACUGGUGAUUUGCCAGUUGAAACGGCUGUCACUGACAUUCAGAUACCAUUCUCAAGCACCAGGUCCACUGUCAGCACUCUGCGUGACAUCACCUUUAGCACAUGCAAGGACCACCAAAGCCCCUUGAGCCCUCUGUACUGCACGACCUGCUCAGAGACCCUCUGUUAUGAGUGUCUGACCAACGGCAGUCAUCAGGGCCACUUCUACGCCAAGUUAAAGGACAUAGUAGAAGAACAAAUUGAUGUGUUGGUGCACAAGUACAAACAGUGGAACCUGAGCCCCAAGCUGCGAGAAGAUGUGAGAGCUCAGGUUGCCAAAGCAAAUGCAGAUGUUAAGGAAGUGUUUGCUUGUGCCGAAGCAAACCUGGAGAUGCAUUACGAGGAGCUGCAGGAGCUGCUGGACCACAACAAGGAGCAGGCCUUCCGCCUCUUCUUGGCCCAGAAGGAGAGCCUGCUGCAGGGCCUGGACACACUGGUUCUGCAGGACGAGCAGAACCAGCAGACGAUGGCCAACAUGGAGCAGGAGCUGCUGCAGCUCAAGAGCAGCCUGGACUGUGAGAGCCCUGCUGCUCUGCUGAAAAUCAAGGAACUGGACACAAAUGUCAGAGCUAUUGAAGAUUUCUACAAACACUUGAAGAAGCAGAUUUGCGUCGACAACAAGAGGCUGAAAGGGCUGGAAAAUUCAGUGAGACAGAUUGUUGAGGAAAGCAAGGAGCUCCUGACCAGGCCCUGGAAGUUUGCAGAGAACAUCACCUUUGAUGAGACGACUGCUUGCGGGAAUCUGAAGACGUCGGCCGACAAGACCACCCUCCACUGUACCCCGUCAGGCCCACAGAAGCAGUACCCAAAACAGAGAGAAGAGGCUGCAGCCACCAUCCUGGCCACCCAGUUCUUCACCAGUGGGUGCCAUUACUGGGAGGUGGAGGUGAAGAACCUAACAGGCUGGACAGUAGGAGUCGUGGACCAAGGCUGGAAGAAGAGAAGAAGAGAAGAAGCUCUGGGUCAAGACAAAUCAUCCUGGGCCCUGCAGUUAGAUGACGGCAUGCUGGUUGCGAUGCACGACGAUGAAAUCGAAAUACUCAGAGAACAGAACCAUGCAGAGCGACUGGGCAUCUUCCUGGACUUCAGCAAAGGGAUCCUGAGGUUCUUCAACGUGGACACUGGGUGUGUCCUACAUACGUUCUUUGCCAAGUUUAAGACGGCCGUUUAUCCUGCCUUCAGCAUCAAGAAUGAGAAGACUAAAGUUGCAUCUCUGACGCUCUGUAAGCUUGUGCCAACCAAUGAUUUGCAAGGUGAAAUGGAUGUCACUGACAUGCAGAUACCACUGUAACCAUCCGUAAGACAAUCCAACUAUCUUUAGAUAAAGCUGUUCUGUGAUAUCCUUUUCUCUGAUGGAGACUUCACAUAGCCAUAAAACAUUAAUUUAUACUUUUUUCACAUGUAUAGUAAUUUGUGUACCAUAGAAGAAUCACAACCAGUUUUAACAGAGGGGCAUUGAUUUUUCUUCAAUAAACCUAAUGUAAUGCACA